CUUCCAAAACACCAACAACGUUUCGGAACAAAUUAUUUACAAGGAAAUCUACAAAAAGCUUUUACCUUGGAAUGGAUCCGCAAGAGAACUCCGAGUUGGAUAGAAAGAACGCAGAGGAGCCCGCUCCAUCGAUGAAGAUUAAAAUCAAGCCAAAGGUACGCAUCGUUGAAAAUGGCAGCACAGAAGUACCUGCCAGCUCUACGAGUACCAACUAUGGCGGUAGUAUCGUCCAAUCCAUGGGUGGCGGUACAGUGGCCUGCAGCAUCGGCAGUGCUACUGCUAGCGCUUCCAUCUCUUCGACCAUUAAUCAGACGAUUGCAUCAGAGCCAAUGGCGAUGCCACAACCCACACUGCGUCUCGUUCUGCGACGUCCCGACACGACCCGUCGGGUUACCUUCCACGUUGAUGUUGUCGACAACGAGAACAUGAAUCGUCGCAAGUCCAAGUGCUGUUGCAUCUACAACAAGCCGCACCCCUUCGGCGAGAGCUCCUCCGAAACGGAUGACGAGUGCGAGCACUGUUUUGGACAUCCCGAGGUGCGGGCAGAGAAUCGCCAAAGGAAGAUGAAGGCCGCCUGUGGUUGCGGCUGUAGGGGAGGUCACACUCACUCGGAUGCCACAGAGUUGGUGUCAGAAGAGCAAGGGACCUCAGGGUCCCAGGCAGAAUAUCAAACAUCUGCUCAGCACACCGCUGAUGAUCCGGAUGGGGAAGCCCAAGAAAUGCCUGCCAUAGUAGAGGAGCCAAAACUAGUCGAAUUUCCAGAGAUCUCAGCAAAGCAGAAGCAACACAAAGGGGAGGAGGACACACUCUCCUAG
Messenger RNA from Drosophila guanche, 815 nucleotides. Its product is annotated as type 1 phosphatases regulator YPI1. The record is from RefSeq and is a predicted model, not a curated record. The transcript has a single exon. Lineage: Eukaryota; Metazoa; Arthropoda; Insecta; Diptera; Drosophilidae. Gene Ontology annotation, cellular component: nucleus. The coding region runs from base 72 to 815 and encodes 247 amino acids. Gene Ontology annotation, molecular function: protein phosphatase 1 binding; protein serine/threonine phosphatase inhibitor activity.